CAGCUAGAUGUUUUAAUCAACUCCAAAACUCAAAUCAUACUCUUCAUAACAAUUGCUUUAAACCACAUUACAGUAAAAAUCGUUAUAGCAACCAAUAUUUGGAGAGCUAAAUCCUUCUACUCCCUAAAAGUUUAGUAUUGUCAAGAACUUAAAGGUGCUUAACGCUCCAUCAUAACAAACUGAGAGUAGUUUUAGGCAAAGCAAUAGUAAGCGUAUCAACACUCAGGAGAGCCCAUCAGUUAAUAAGGAGAACAUAAGCUAUCGAGUGGAGACAUCUCAAAUAGAGAUUCAACUUAGGCAUGUUUUACAGGAGAACAAAAAGUUAAAUGAUUUAAUCCAAAAAUUGACCAGAGAGAAAUAAUAAUUGUCAAUUGGGGACAAGAAUACUGAUUUAAUCCUCAUUAAACAAAGAGUUGAAAGACUUGAAUCAGUUAUAGAUUAGUAGAGUGAUGAGAUUGAGGAAUGGAAGAAAAAAUACAAGGAAGUAUGUGAGCAAGACCAAAGAAGUAAUUCAAUAGAAUAAAUGGUAUUUUCUAUUUUAAAUUAGGAAUAACAAAUGAUAUCAGUAAUAGAGGAAAAUGAAAAGAUAAAUGAGCAAAAAUUAAAAAUGCAAUAAUAAAUCCGUAAUAUGGAAAAAGAUAUGUAGCAACUUAAAUAUCAAAUUACAGAUUAAAAUAAUCAGAUAAUAGCUUAUGAAGAGGAAAGAAUUAAACUAUUAGAUCAAUUGAAUAAUAAUGUUAUUUCAGUAAAGCAACCCUAAUAAUAAAUGAAUAAUAAGGAUUACUUUUUGGAAUAAAUAUCGUUAUUAGAAAAUGUAAGAUAUAUGUAUUUAGUCUAUAGAACUUAUCUGAUUUAUCAUCAGCUUACAGUAUCUAAGUAUUAGAAAAUUAAAAGUUGAGUUAAAUGAUCUUUGGCUUGAAUGAAGAAUUGCAAUUUGUGAAUAAAUAAUUAGAGGAGGUGAAGAAGAGUCAUAAGAUAGAACCAAAUUAGAAAUUCUCAGUGAUGAAAUCAAUCUUGGGACAACUUAGAGAAGAAGUGAAUGGUUGA
Molecule: messenger RNA, 1047 nt
Organism: Paramecium octaurelia
Lineage: Eukaryota; Ciliophora; Oligohymenophorea; Peniculida; Parameciidae
Source: the annotation of a GenBank genome assembly